Messenger RNA from Kwoniella botswanensis, 1386 nucleotides. RefSeq lists its product as uncharacterized. NCBI's taxonomy places the organism in Eukaryota, Fungi, Basidiomycota, Tremellomycetes, Tremellales, Cryptococcaceae. The record is from RefSeq and is a predicted model, not a curated record. The coding region runs from base 1 to 1386 and encodes 461 amino acids. The transcript has 3 exons.
AUGGGCAAGUGGUCUCAGAGGGAGUACGAUGAUGUGUUGGUGGCAAAGGUGAUGGAUCUCUUUGAGGGAUCAGUCAAACGUGUCGAAAGGAAAAUGUCAGGUACAAGUGUCAUGCCUGAUAAACGAUUCCGAACAUUCGUACAACAACUAGACCCAAAGGAUAUACUUAUACAGAGAGCUUUUGAUUCGAUCGUCGAUAACCACUUUUACUCCAGGCGGGCUGAAAUUCCGACCCGUACCACUAAUCGACUCUCGACCGCAACUACCUCAAUGGGACCUACUGGACUUCCUAUACCGACAGACAGAAGAUUACCUAUAAGGACUGAACCAUCUUUGAGACGAUCAACAACCUCAUUAUCGAAUCUUCGAAGGAACUUCAUCGGCGACGAACUCCCUAAUGAUAUAGAUUUCAGUUCGGAUCAAUUUUCCGAUAUCUCACCUCCGCCCAUAUCUCUCAGCCGAGCUAGAAAUCCUCGGCCAAUCCCUGUUCCUAUGACCAGAUCUGUCAACGCUACUAACACCACACACGACAUAGGCGAACCUGCCAGUCCGCCAAAUGAAGCUAGUAGGCAUUGGUUAGAAGAAUACACCCAACAUACCGAUCCUCAACCUAGGUCAGGCUCGCCCAGCAGGAUUACUCGAUAUCCUCGUACCGUCAUACGUUCGCCUAUACCGCAACCUGAGUCCGACUCGGAUGCCACGUCCGUGCCGGACGAGUUCGACACCUUACUUGAUAGACCACAAAGCCCAGAAAUGAUUAAUAUGAAUCGGAUUAUUGGAAGGAGAAGGAGAAGGAUUGAGAUAGAUGAUACCGACAGCGAAUCGGAAGCAUUCGACUUGGCACGCCAUAGGAAUAGGAGUAGAAGAAGAUUGGAAAAUGUGGCGUCAGCAGCAUUACGAGAAAUCGAGGAAGCACGUACAGGUCAUGCACAGUCUCAACCUCGAGCCGAAAGGGAAAGACGACUUCGAACCGCAGGUCCUUCACCUCAUAAUGAUUUCCGACUCAGCUACGUCCCGCCGCCUAUCUCCUAUUCACCUACUCUACCUUCGUCCAAUCUGGAAAGGGAAAAUAACGAUGUUGACGUACCACGAGUCGAACACGGAGAUCGAGAAAAUAGGAGAAAUGGAGUGGUUUUCGAUGAAAUCGCUAUGCGAACAUUAUUUGAAGAUAUUCCCACACCUACUAUUGAACACAUCGAUGUGCCCCUUACUCCCGCGGGAAAUAUGGGAGCUGCGCGAAACGAAGCUGCUAGAGAGGGCGCAGAUGAUGAAGAGAGGAUAAGAAGGGAACUUGAAGAUGAUUUAGUUCAGGCUCAUUAUCGAACUGAAUUAUUUGGAGAUAUCGAUAGACCACUCCCGGCUUUUGAUCCCUUCCAUGAUCCCUAA